AAUAUCACCAGUCAGUGGUUGUCAAUUUAUAUUUAUAUAAGAAAAGUUUCGUUUCAUUCAAAGCCAAAGUAAAACUAAUUUUUAAAGUAAUAAAAUAAUAACUGUGCCCACCUUUAGAAAGAGUAACUCACAAGAUAACUCAAAAUGAACGAAAAUCACGAACGAUGGUUUCCUGAAAACACGUUUCUAACUUCGGUGAAGGAUGUGCUGGAAGAGGCCCUGGUCCCAGACAGCGAGGUGCAAAAAAAUGCCCGAGAAAAACUUGGUCUCAUUCAAAACAUGCCCAAUUUCACCUUCUACCUUCUGCACAUUCUUCGAGACCCAUCUUAUCCGGAAGAUAUCCGGUCUUUGAGCGGGGUAUUAUUGAAAAACAAUCUCCGUACCACGUAUCCCAUGCUGACUCCCGACGAUGCCUCGAAACUAAAAGAGGACUGCCAAAAUUUACUAACCGAUGCUUCUAGAGAUGUAAGAUUGAGCGUUUCCAAUGUGAUUGUGAUUAUUGCUAGAGAUGAUCUAAGUGAUUGGGCUAGAAUAUUACUAAAAGUUUUCGCCGAUCAGAAUGAGUUCAGUGAAGUUGCUUUAAAAACUUUGUUUGAAAUUUGUGAAGAUUUGAUCGAGAAUCAAAAUAGUGAAAUUGGCGGUAUUGUCAAACAAGUGUUUCCAAAAUUAUUUGAAUGUCUGUCUAUAAAUUAUUGUAGUGUACAUCAAGACAUUGUUAAACUCACUAAUCAAUGUUUGCAAGAUCAUUUUGAUAUUAUGAAGCAAGCGUUAGACUUGGACUUAUAUUUACGUCAAGUGAUUAGUUUAGCUAACACCGAUGAUACCGAGUUGCAAAAACACGUGUGCCAUACUUUCGUAAUCUAUGUUGAAAAGCAAGAGGAGUCCCUUCUACCUCAUUUACACGAUGUAAUCAUGUAUAUAGUAGAAAAAAAUCAACAUGAAGAUGCUGAAAUUGCUUUGCAAGCCUGCGAGUUUUGGUUGGCCGUCAGCAAGCUAGAUGGUUGUAAAGAUAUUUUGACUCCGUAUCUAAGCAAAUUGGUCCCUACCUUAUUGAAAAACAUGAGAUAUUCAUCGACAGAAUUGAACGCUUUCAAGGAUUGUUUAGGCUCGGAUGCCGAUACUAAAGACUUAGCCAAAGAUAUUGCACCUUUUCAUAAAAAUAUUGAAGAUGAUGAUUUUGAUGAUUUUCACGUAGGCUGGACUUUAAGAAAAUGCAGCGCGGCUUCCUUAGAUUCUUUAGCCUUGCAAUUCAAAAAUGACCUACUCCCGGUUAUCGUGCCAUUUCUUAGUGAAAUGUUAAACCACCAGGAUUAUUUAGUCAAGGAAAGUGGGAUAUUAGCUCUCGGUGCAAUAGCAGAAGGUUGUAUCAACGGCCUCAAACAUCAACUGCACGAUCUUAUGCAAUUUUUGCAACUUUCUAUGAGUGAUGAACAUUCUUUGGUGCGUGUAAUUACUUGUUGGACUGUAAGCCGCUGCACUGGUUGGAUAAUUAACGUAGGGCCUGAUGCGUAUUUCGUUCCCAUAAUGAUUCUUAUUUUGAAACAUUUUUCGGAUUGCAACAAACGAGUACAGCGGGCUGCUAUUUCUGCUUUUUGCAUCUUCCUCGAAGAAGCACAAAUCAAGGUAGUUCCUUAUAUUAAUAUUAUUGUGGAAAGUUUUUCGCAAGGAUUGGAAAGGUUUCAAUCCAGAAGUUUAUAUCUGUUGUACGACGCUAUCGGGGCUCUAGCUCAAUCAGUAGGCAGUAAUUUGAAUGAGCCAGAGUAUAUUGGCAAAUUUCUGCCGCCAUUGAUGCAAACAUUUUGCAAUUUUAAUGAUUCUUAUGAUGAACAUUUUGUUAUUUUUCUAGAGUGUUUAGCUAAUGUUAUUCCUGCUUUAGAAUUGUCUUUUUUGCCUUAUGCUGAAAUAGUCUUUUGCCAUUGUUUGCAAGUGAUCAAUGACACUUUAAUGUGUUGCGUUAAUUUUCAAGAAAAUCCUGACGAAUAUGAGCUACCGGAUAAAGAAUCCAUGAGUGUUGCGCACGAUGUUUUAUAUAGCAUGGCUAUAGGCUUAAAGUCUCACUUUGUGAAAUACGUUACUAAUAGUAAUUUAUUGUUUUUACUUUAUACAACAUGUCAAGAUAGUUCCUGUUCCGUCCGACAAACUUCUAUUGCCUUGUACGGAGAGCUUGUGACGUUGUGUUAUGCAUAUUUGUCCUCCAACGUUCACGAUUUUGUUCCUAUGAUAAUCAAAAGUUUGGACGAAAAAAAAUAUGCUGUUUGCAACAAUGCAGCAUGGGUUAUAGGCAAACUAUGCACAGCUAUGGGUUCCAAUAUCCAGCCCUAUCUCUCGGAGAUUCUGUUGCACUUUAUUCGCAUACUCAACGAUCAGGCUCUUGCCAGGAAUUUGCAUCAAACUGUAGCAAUUGCUUUGUGUAUCAUUUUAUUAGUUUGUCCCGAUGCUAUAAUUCCCACUUUGGAUGUUACUUUAAAAAAUUGUUGCCUUAUUAUCAGGAAUGUCAGAGACUCGAUCGAAAAAGAUUUAGCUUUCAGAGGUUUAUGCGAAACGAUUGUCCGAUGUCCCGAUUUUGGCAAGAACUAUUUUAUAUUUUUCUGCGAUGCUGCCGCGUCUUGGUUCAAUAUAAAUUCGGAUUUAAAGGAAAAUAUUCGAAGCCUUAUAAUGUCGUUCAAGAAUGACUGCGGCGAGGAUAGGUGGGCCCAAUUUUCCAGUCAAUUUCCCAGUCAUCUCAAGGCGAGACUUUACGAAUUGUAUGGGGUUUGAGGAGCUUAUAUACCAAUAAUAAUAAAUAGUUGCAUACUCAAUAGCAUACGUGAGAGGGAGUCCAAGGUUCAUAAUUUUCUAUGCUUUAAAAAUUGGGGCCUCUUAUUUUGAUUUGAGGGAGAUUUAAGAAUUUGAGUUAGGUAAUUAUUUUUCAUUUGUUAAUCGCUAAGAAAACAAUAGGGCUAUAUUUUGUAUUUGAAACGGUAUCCAAAUAGUAUUAUAUUAUUCCAAGAUUUUGUUGUACCUAUUUCCAAAAUCUAAACAAUAAAGAAUCCAAAAUUUAUUUAGCGAAUUACUGUUUAUUAUUACUGUUGAG
Messenger RNA from Ceutorhynchus assimilis (cabbage seed weevil), 3073 nucleotides. The record is from the annotation of a GenBank genome assembly. Lineage: Eukaryota; Metazoa; Arthropoda; Insecta; Coleoptera; Curculionidae.